GGCACAAAUGCAAAAUAAUUUUCAAAAUCUAAACAAAAUCGGAAAAAAUUAGAAAAAAAUUAGGAAUAAAUCGAUGGUGGUGUUAAUUCAGUACAUUGGGAUGAAGAUGCGAUAAUCGAAAAAUUAAUCAAAGAAUUGAAUGGAAAUCGGAAAAAGUGAUUCAGAUUUUGAUCAACGCUUUUAUUUCGAAGACCGCGCUCUGUUGACUUCGGAGAUAUCCGACAAUCAGUAUUACGUCAAAUACGUUCCCAUUCCAUCUUCUUUCCAACGACGUAUCUAUACAUAUAACCUUACCAGUGGUCUUCAGCGUCAAACAACUUCCUUGCGCACAAUUCAAAGUACCGUUGAAGAAGGUCUCAGUCAUAUUGUUAAACCCAAAAGUACUUCUCCAAUCAUCAUACAAGCUUCCAGCAGGACAGAUGCUGGUGUUCAUGCCUUUGCAGCAACAGCCCAUGUGGAUUUAACUCAUCAGCAUGAACAAUUCUACAAUAUGGAAACGAUUGUCAAAGCUACUAAUAAGUAUUUUCAACGGAAAAACUUCCACAUUAGAAUCACCUCGUGGUUGGAAGUAAGCCAAGACUUUCAUGCGAGGUAUGCAGCAACAUCACGAUCAUAUUUAUAUCGUGUGAUUGUCCCUAAAGAGGCUAAUGAAAAAGAUGUUCCUGUUGCUGAGCUAUACCGUGCUUGGGACAUCAAGCAUUCGAAUUUUGACGCAGAACGAGUGAAGCUAGGUACAAAACUUUUUCUUGGGCCAAAAGACUUCCAAACAUUUGCUGCCAAACGAUGUGGUAGGUAUAAAAACGUUGAUAUAGUCUACAGACGAGAACUAGACUAUUUUACAUUAGAAAAAGGUGAACCAUUGCUUACCGAAGAUCCAGCUUCUAAAAAAUUCGAUUAUUGGAAUUUUAAAUGUGGAUCUAAAGCAUUUCUCUACAACCAGGUGCGCCGAAUGGUGGGAGCUUUGGUUGGACUAGGACUCGGAAAAAUUACUGAAAAGGAUAUCCAGUGCAUGCUUCAAGUCCCAUCGCACCACAACUGGAUCUCAGGAGUAAAUCCUGGACCACCACAUGGUUUAUAUUUGUGUAGGGUGGAGUACAAUCCAUCAGAAUUAGCAGAGUGUAUUAUUCGAAAAUCGUGAUAAUAAUUAUUCAUAUUAGCAAAGA
Athalia rosae (coleseed sawfly) is the source of this 1163-nucleotide messenger RNA. RefSeq names its product tRNA pseudouridine synthase A. Gene Ontology annotation, molecular function: pseudouridine synthase activity; RNA binding. Lineage: Eukaryota; Metazoa; Arthropoda; Insecta; Hymenoptera; Athaliidae. Gene Ontology annotation, biological process: tRNA pseudouridine synthesis. The transcript has 6 exons. Bases 140 to 1138 code for a protein of 332 amino acids. The record is from RefSeq and is a predicted model, not a curated record.